AUGGCUUUGACUCUUCCAAUCGCUUCUUCUUCGUCUCCCUCUCCUGGCAAUUCUCCCGUUUCAGUAGAUGGUUCUGUUCCCCCUCAAACUCCGAUCACUCCUACCGCCGGCCAAACCCUCUCACUUCCCUUGGCAUCCUCCCCUGAGCAGAACAAUAACAUCCAAUCACAAAGUUCUAGCACAGCCCCAAUUAACGGCGCUGUUACACAGGUUAAGCGGAAGCCCAGUCGCCGAGCCAAUACCGCUGAAAGGCGUGCUACUCACAAUGCAGUCGAGAGACAGCGCAGGGAGACUCUCAAUGGCAGAUUCUUGGAUCUUGCUGGGCUGCUUCCCAAUCUUUCGCAGAUCCGCAGACCUUCCAAGUCUGCGAUCGUCAACUCUUCGAUCGCUCACGUUCACGCGUCAAGGCGUCACCGUUUCCUAGCUUCGCGGGAGCUGCGGGCUCUAAAGCAAGAAUCUGAUGCCCUUCGUCGGGAACUCAACGAAUGGCGUGAUCGUGCCGGCCUUCCCUGUGUGGAAGAGCCCGUUCGUGGAGAAGGCUUUUCUAUGGUCCUCAAUGGCGAGGUCGAAAUCCUUGCAGCUGUCAUCGGAGAGGAAGAUGAAGAAGGUCAGGGGUAUGACGGAUAUGAUGAGGGCGACGAUGAAUUCGCUGGUUCGAUGCCAAAUGCCAUGGACGACUCUGAGGAUAUUAUGCCCUCUGCGCCAAUAGUCAAGAACGGCAUGUAUGCCCAUGGGAGUGCUCCCCCUACUGAUGUCAAUAUUGCGCAUUUGAUGUCACGUGCCCCGCCCAACUCGCACGGUGCUCCUAUGAUCGCUCAGAUGCAUUCAUCUGUUUCCUUCGAGAACCCAGAGAUGCCUUCGGUAUACGAACCUCGGGUGAAUUUUGCCGCAGCCCCCUAUAUCGGACACCAUCCCGCUAUGGAACAACAUAAUAUGAAAACGUGGUCGAAUAUGUACAACGCCUAUCACCCUCAACACCCCCACCAACUCCCAGUGCAGCGUAACUUGAUCACACCUCCCAAUGGCUCACACAUGGGACCGUCAGCGACGACCGGCAAUCACUUUGGGGACCAAGCGGCUCUUGCCAACCUCAAACGCCAGCAACUGCUCGCUCUCCAGCAGCAUGGUGCCAUGGGGUAUAUCGCUGAUGUCGACGACACGUCAUCCGUCGGAUCUGGUCACAGCAGCCCCGGCUCUGGAUACGGCUCACCAUCACAUGGGGCUUCGUCUAUGAGCUACGAGAUUGCAAACGCCCUCCCCGAUUAUGGUCUACCCAAAAGGCUGAGCCUGGGCAACCUCCACAUCAACACUGGUAUUGCAGGGUCGUGGAGCGGCGGCAGGGUCGAGGAUGGCAUGGGAGGCAUGAUGACGAAGCAAGGUUUGAGCGUCCCGAUAAAUGUUGGCAAUGGCGGAGGAUAUGGCAUGAUGAUCUGA
Messenger RNA from Suillus subaureus, 1434 nucleotides. RefSeq lists its product as uncharacterized. NCBI's taxonomy places the organism in Eukaryota, Fungi, Basidiomycota, Agaricomycetes, Boletales, Suillaceae. Gene Ontology annotation, cellular component: RNA polymerase II transcription regulator complex. Bases 1 to 1434 code for a protein of 477 amino acids. Gene Ontology annotation, biological process: positive regulation of transcription by RNA polymerase II. The record is from RefSeq and is a predicted model, not a curated record. Gene Ontology annotation, molecular function: DNA-binding transcription factor activity; protein dimerization activity. The transcript is spliced from 2 exons.